Anopheles darlingi is the source of this 806-nucleotide messenger RNA. It is a transcript of the gene strat, whose product is annotated as guanine nucleotide exchange factor MSS4 homolog. Gene Ontology annotation, biological process: small GTPase-mediated signal transduction; post-Golgi vesicle-mediated transport. The coding region runs from base 243 to 653 and encodes 136 amino acids. The transcript is spliced from 2 exons. NCBI's taxonomy places the organism in Eukaryota, Metazoa, Arthropoda, Insecta, Diptera, Culicidae. Gene Ontology annotation, cellular component: cytosol; membrane. Gene Ontology annotation, molecular function: zinc ion binding; guanyl-nucleotide exchange factor activity. The record is from RefSeq and is a predicted model, not a curated record.
UUGAAAAGAAAAGUGGGAGUUUUAAGAUUUUUGCACAAUUUCCUGAAUUUUGUGAUAACGAUAAAAGUGAUAAGAGCGAAUUAGGAAUUAUUUGCAUCUCCCACCAUCAUUCCCUCUGGAAAAGCGGCCGGAAAGUGUACGAAACUUGGAAAAACGGCUGCGCGAGAGAUCCCCAAAAAGACCGGCCUGAAACCACGAAAAAGAUUUAGAAACGCUAUUUUCCACUCUAAAAUUCACCGACCAUGGCCACUGAAGUGGCUGUAUCGACCUGCACCGAUUACAAGGACCUGUUGGACGAAAGUUCGCGCAACAAAACGAGCGUCAAGUGCGACCGAUGCGGUUCGCUUAUGCUGAGACCGGCAAACGCAGAUUUCGCUGAUGUUGAAUACGAUCUACCAGAGGCACGGCAGAAGAGACCAACAGCACAAGCAGCAGCAGAAGAGACGGCGGAGAGCGAGGGUUUCACGUGCCAAAAGCUAAAACACUUCUGGAUGGUCAAGGAUAUGUACACGUUCGAGAAUAUCGGUUUCAGCAACACGGUGAACAACAAAAAGUACCUCAUAUGCGCCGACUGCGAGGUGGGCCCCGUGGGUUACUACGAUUUGGAUACGAAGCAGUGCUACAUUGCGCUGGAUCGGGUGAAACAUGAGUAGAGACGACGAACAACGACGAAUACGAAUACGACGAAUGAUACUACUUCUGCUCUUAGCCUACUCGGAGUUGAUUAAUAAAUGAAAUGCACCGGAAAUGCUUGUUCUUUCGUUAACCUGUUCCACAGCAUCAUCCACAUACACCAGCUUGAGGUU